AUGUCUUCCACUCAGUCCGACUCCUUUAAUCCCAGUGGAGCUGCUGGUCAGACCGGCCUGCAGCUCGAUCACCAUCCUCUUGAUCCCCUUUCGGCCCAAGAAAUUGCUGCUGUCUCGCUCAUCGUUCGCAGCCACUUUGCCGCCCGCACUUCGGUCAAGGCCAUCAAGUUCGUCAGCUCACUUCUCAUCCCUCCCGUCAAAGCAGCUGUCCUUUACGCUCUCGGCCUCCCCCUCCCUCGAGGCGCUAAGCUCGAUAGCCGAUCCGCUCUCAAGCUCCUCAAUCGUCGAGCUGAGGUUCAGCUCAUUGACGUUGUCACCGGUGACACCUAUGAGGUCAACGUCGCUAUCGCCAACGAUCUUCCCCUCCCUGGUCGCGAUGGCAAGUACGCUCCCUCCACCGCCUCCGCUCUCGGAAAGGUUGAGAGCAUCAACAAGCUAGAUGUCGGUGUUCAGCCUGGCCUCACUCCCGAAGAGGUCAACGAGGCUGAAGAGGUCCUCCGCAACGAUUCUCGCAUCGUCGCCAUCGCUCGCGAGGUUGGCAUCGAGCCCGAGAACCUCUGGGCAGAUGGCUGGUCGCUCGGAUAUGACGACCGAUUCGACAAGAGCCUUCGCGUCCAGCAAUGUCUCGUGUACGCCCGCAAAAGUGAGCACGAGAAUCUCUAUGCCCAUCCCAUGGACUUCUACCCUGUCAUCGACUGCAAUGCCGGCAAGGUCAUCGCUAUCGAUUUCCCCGGUCACCGCGAUCCUGUCACUGGAAAGCUCUCGACCCCAAAUGGCACUACAAAUCCUGGACCCAUCACUAUGGACGCUGACGAAGCACUUGCGUACUCAGGACGUAAACGCAUUCCACCUCCAAUGGAGUCGUUCGACUACCUGCCCGAACUUAUGGCGCUCGACCCCAAGAUGCCUCCUCUUCGAACCGAUCUUAAGCCUCUUCACGUCGUACAGCCUCAGGGCGUGAGCUUCAAGCUCAAAGGCAACGUGCUCGAAUGGCAAAAGUGGAAGAUGCACAUUGGUUUCCACCCACGAGAUGGUCUCGUCCUCUCCACCAUCAGCUACAACGAUAGGGGCAACGUUCGCCCUAUUCUAUACCGCAUGUCUGUUGCCGAGAUGGUAGUUCCCUAUGCUUCCACUGAGCACCCGCAUCCCCGCAAGUUUGCCUUCGACGUCGGAGAGUAUGGCAUGGGCACUCUUUCCAACAGCCUCAAGCUUGGAUGCGACUGCCUCGGCACCAUUCACUACCUCGAUGGGCACUAUGUCGGACUCGAUGGUAGCCCUACUGCCGUUGAGAACGCCAUCUGCAUUCACGAGGAAGACGCUGGUAUCGCAUGGAAGCACACCGACUACCGACCUGGCGGAAAGGUUCGCUCUGCUCGAGGCAGAAAGCUUGUGAUUCAGAUGAUCUGCACCAUCGCCAACUACGAGUACAUCUUUGCCUACAUGUUCCACACCGACGGCAGCAUUCAGCUCGAGACAAAGCUCUCGGGUAUCCUGAAUCUGUACGUCAAGGACAAGGAUGAGCCAAAUCCAUAUGGUGUUGAGGUGGCACCGCAAGUCAACGCCCACUACCACCAGCACUUGUUUGCGCUCAAGAUCGACCCCAUGGUCGACGGCUGCGAGAACACAGUGAUUCAAACAGAUUGCGAGCCAACAUCAGCGCCGACAGGUUCAGAUCGAAACUACCUCGGUAACGGCUUUGUCACUGUCAAGACACCCAUCAAUGUCUCUGGUGGCUACGACUGGGACUGGUCGAGACAUCGCACUUGGGCCAUCUACAACACGAACAAGCAGCACUACUCUGCUGGCUUGCCUGUUGGCUACAAGAUCCACACUCGUGAUUGGGAGCCUCUUGCGCUUCAGAAGGAUUCGAUGGUGGCGCAGCGAGCUGAGUUCACCAAGCACGCAUUGUGGGUGACCAAGUUCAACGAAGAGCAGCUGUGGCCGGCGGGUAAGUACGUACCUCAGCAGCGAGGCACAGCACCCGACUCGAUCGGCCACUGGGCCAACGAGAAGAACAAGGUCGACGACGAAGAGAUCACUGUACACGCCAUCUACGGUAUCACCCACAUCCCUCAUGCUGAGCAGUUCCCCGUGAUGCCCGUUGAGCAUCUCAAUGUCUGGCUCAAGCCGAGCAACUUCUUCGACUUCAACCCUGCCCAGGAUCUGCCCGCGCUCAACGACCCUUACUCGGUCAAUGCAUUCGGUAGUAGCACCGGCAAGCCGCAGUUCGAUGUCAAGGCGAAUGCUGCUGCACCUGCUUCGAGUUCGGCCUCCUCGUCGACAUCAACAACAAAUGGUGACUGCUGCAAGUCCAAGAAAAGUGUCUCGGUGCCUCAGCCUCGACAUGGAAUUAGCAUCUCGACUCGUUCGGCUUCUUUGGGCUCGGCUUCCAACGCUCAUCCUCAAAACUGCGCCUGCUGCGCUAGCGACAGCUCCAGCCGUCUCUGA
This is a messenger RNA of Ustilago hordei, 2448 nucleotides long. RefSeq lists its product as uncharacterized. Gene Ontology annotation, molecular function: quinone binding; primary methylamine oxidase activity; copper ion binding. Gene Ontology annotation, biological process: amine metabolic process. The record is from RefSeq and is a predicted model, not a curated record. The transcript has a single exon. NCBI's taxonomy places the organism in Eukaryota, Fungi, Basidiomycota, Ustilaginomycetes, Ustilaginales, Ustilaginaceae. The coding region runs from base 1 to 2448 and encodes 815 amino acids.